Messenger RNA from Rhinolophus ferrumequinum (greater horseshoe bat), 891 nucleotides. Its product is annotated as vomeronasal type-1 receptor 4. Lineage: Eukaryota; Metazoa; Chordata; Mammalia; Chiroptera; Rhinolophidae. Gene Ontology annotation, cellular component: membrane. The record is from RefSeq and is a predicted model, not a curated record. Gene Ontology annotation, biological process: G protein-coupled receptor signaling pathway. Gene Ontology annotation, molecular function: pheromone receptor activity.
AUGGCCACCAGGGAUCUGGCACUAGGAAUGAUCUUCUUAUCACAGACUGUAUUUGGACUCCUGGGGAACGUCUCUCUUUUUUACCAUUAUCUCUUCCUUAACUUCGCUGGGCGCAGAAAGUACACAGAUUUGAUUCUCAUGCACGUGAUAGUAGUGAACUUUUUGUUUUUUCUUUCUAAAGGAGUCCCCCAGACAAUGGUAACUUUUGGGUUAAGACAUUUCCCCAAUGACUUUGGAUGCACACUUAUUUUCUAUGUUCAGAGAGUGGCCAGAGGUGCGUCCAUUGGCGCCACCUGCCUCCUGAGUGUCUUCCAGGCCAUCACCAUCACCCGGAACUCCGGGUGGGCAGAGCUGAAAGUGAGAGCCUGCAAGUACAUUGCCUCCACCGUCCUGUGCUGGGUCCUGAACAUACUGAUAAAUACCAUUUUCCCUCUUUGUGGGAUGGGAAGGUGGAUCAAUACGAACAUCACAAGGAAAAGCGUCUAUGGAUACUGUUCUGUUCAUCAUGACAGAAUCACUGACACAUUGUAGGCUGCGUUGCUGUCCUCCCCGGAUGUUUUAUGUUUCUUGCUCAUGCUCGGGGCCAGUGGCUCCAUGGUCUUUGUCCUGCACAGGCACCAGCAGAGGGUCCAACACAUUCACAGGACCCACGUCUCGUCUUGGUCCUCCCCUGAGUCCAGAGCCACCAAAACCAUCCUUCUCCUGGUGAGCACUUUCGUAUCUUUUUACACCAUCUCCUCCAUCUUUCAAAUUUGUUUGGUUCUUUUUAAUAAUCCCAGUUGGUUGACGGUGAACAUAUCUGAAGUAUUUGCUGUUUGUUUCCCAGUGCUCUGCCCCUUUGUUCUCGUUACUGUGACUCCAGUGUCUCCAGGCUCUGCUUUGCCUGGAUAA